Messenger RNA from Mycena indigotica, 1422 nucleotides. Its product is annotated as FAD-binding-3 domain-containing protein. The coding region runs from base 1 to 1422 and encodes 473 amino acids. Lineage: Eukaryota; Fungi; Basidiomycota; Agaricomycetes; Agaricales; Mycenaceae. The transcript has 10 exons. The record is from RefSeq and is a predicted model, not a curated record. Gene Ontology annotation, molecular function: FAD binding; monooxygenase activity.
AUGCCUGGUCAGCUAGUCAUUAACCCCCGAAAGGCGGCCGUCAGUCUCCGCAUCGUUAUUGUCGGUGGUGGGAUCGCUGGAAUCGCUACUGCCUUUACUCUUCAACGAGCUGGUCACAAUGUUACAGUGCUGGAGCGAACAGAUGGGACUGCAAGGAGUCAAGGUGGUCUUCGCUCCCCUCCCAACAUGACCCGCGUGCUCAACCACUGGGGGCUGGGUCCACAACUCGCCAAACUCGCCACCAAAUGUCCCCAAUUCGUGUUCAAUGAGCCUAACGGUGAGAUGAUGGGCUUGGUACAACUGCACGAGGACUUCCUUGUCGACCUUAUGGCCAGCUUUGUCUUCAUUCAACACGGUGAUCUUCAGUCGCUAUUGCUGGGACUAGCGGAACGGGAGGGCGUGGAAUUCCGAUAUAACGCCUCGGUUAGUUCGGUCGACUGCGAUGCGGUUAGUGUGACACUGGCGAGCGGAGAACGACUAUAUGCGGAUCUGGUGGUGGGAGCGGAUGGGCCGGCCAGUCUUGUACGGAACGAAGUUGUCGGAGAGAAGAUUACCGGUUACAAAGACGGUCACCUCAGCUUGACCCUUGCGAUACCAACGGAACUCAUGCGGGAAGACGAAGACCUUCGGCCUCUGACAGAAGAUGGCAAUUGGUGGGUUUGGCUCGGACCAUGUACCCUGAUCCACGCCAGUCUCGUCAACGGACGCAAAGCAUUUUCCAUGGUCAUCGCACUACAAAACGUUCCGCAAGAAAUUCUGGAUCAAUAUGACGAGAGUUGGGACACUUCGUACCCAAUUGAACACUUUGGGAUCGAUUUCAGCACUUUCGACAUAAGAGUGCAGAAGCUUAUGAAGCUCGUCCGCCAGGUUACCCCGACCGUCCAUAUACGCCGACCUAUCCUGGAAUCGUGUGUUUGUGAUCGAGCCCGAAUUGUCAUCGUCGGUGAUGCUGCACAUCCGCUUGUGCCUGCGGGCCAACAUAAUGCGGGAGUAUCGAUUGAGGAUGCAGAGACGCUUGGGGCUCUCUUCUCACGGAUACAACACCGUUCACAAAUACCGCGAAUGCUAGCAGCUUACGAGGAGAUCAGGCAACCACGAUGCAGCUAUGCUCAAGAUUGGGAGUUGAGGAAACGAACGAUGAUGAGUGCGCCGUUAGGACCGGAACAGAAGGCUCGUGAUGCUGGAAUUCGGCGAAUGACGCUCUACAGUGACUGGGAGCAUAUUGAUGAGAAACGUUUUAUGGAGAUGUGGGGUGAUGAGAUGGAAAUGUUCUCGCAUUUUGCCACAGAACGAGUGGAUGACUGGUGGACAAAGUGGGGCAGUCUUCUGGCGCGUGACACGGGAAAGCCAGAAGUACCGCUGACGCCAACUGUGGAAGUUUCGAUCUCAUCUGGCCAGCAACGGUCGACCUUUGUUUAUUAA